AUGUAUAUAAAGCAGGUUGUAAUAGAAGGCUUUAAGAGUUACAGGGAACAAAUUGCAGCCGAAGAAUUCAGUCCGAAAGUCAACUGUGUUGUUGGCGCUAAUGGAUCUGGAAAAUCUAACUUCUUCCAUGCAAUACGCUUUGUGAUAAGCGAUCUAUUCCACAACUUGCGCAAUGAAGAAAGGCAGGCGUUGCUUCACGAAGGCGCAGGCCACCAAGUAUUAUCUGCAUUUGUAGAGAUUGUGUUUGACAACUCAGACAAUCGUAUCCCGGUUGAUAAAGAGGAAGUUCGGCUCAGGAGAACAAUUGGUGUGAAAAAAGAUGAAUAUUUCUUGGAUGGGAAGCAUAUCACGAAAACGGAAGUCAUGAAUCUGCUAGAAAGUGCAGGAUUUUCUCGUUCUAAUCCGUAUUAUGUUGUGCAACAAGGAAAAAUUGCAUCAUUGACAUUGAUGAAGGACUCAGAGCGACUUGAUCUGCUGAAAGAAAUUGGUGGGACUCGGGUUUAUGAGGAGAGACGUCGUGAAAGUUUGAAAAUCAUGCAGGAGACGGGUAAUAAGAGAAAACAAAUAAUUCAAGUUGUCCAAUACUUGGAUGACAGACUUCGAGAGCUUGAUGAAGAGAAAGAGGAACUGAAAAAGUAUCAGCAACUUGAUCGGCAGAGAAAGUCUUUAGAAUACACUAUCUAUGACAAAGAACUUCAUGACGCUAAGCAACAAUUGAUCAAGAUAGAAGAGGACCGGUACCAGAUUUCUGAAAAAUCUGCCAGCCUGUACAAUAGUGUUUCAGAUGCACAUGAAAAGGGCAAGGAGUUGGACAAGUUACUAAAAGAUCUGACUAAAGAAGCUCAGAUUUUAAGCAGAGAGAAGGAAGCAGUACAGAAACAAAGAACCGAAGCUAUUAAGAAGCGUGCAAAGCUUGAGCUUGAUGACAAAGAAUUGCACGAUAAGAUUAAAGCAAAUAUCAAAGCUAAGGAUGAUGCUGUGAUGCAACUCGAGCUUCUGGAUCAAGAAAUUCAGCAAUCAAAUAAUGAACUCACUAGAAUUAAGCAGCUAUAUGAUAAGCAGGUUGGGGAGGAAGAAAAUUUGACACGAGAGAUAAUGGAUCGUGAAAAGCAGCUCAGCAUUCUGUAUCAGAAACAGGGCCGUGCUACUCAGUUUGCUAAUAAAGCGGCUCGUGACCAGUGGCUUAAAAAAGAAAUCAGGGACUACGAGCAAGUUUUGUCCUCAAACCUUGCACAGGAGGCAAAACUCAGGGAUGAAAUUGAGCAGCUCAAGAGAGAUAUUUUAGAGAAGGAUGACUAUAUAAAGGGACGGAAAGAUGAAGCAGCCGAACUUGAAUCUCGAAUAUCUGGCUACAGACAAGGAUACAACGAGUAUAAACUGGAGAGAGACAAACUGCAUGAUAAGCGAAAGUCCCUGUGGGCCAGAGAAAGUGAGCUCACUGAUGAAAUUGGUAGGCUUAAAUCAGAUGUCGUCAAAGCUGAGAAAAGCCUGGAUCAUGCGACUCCCGGAGAUAUAAGAAGAGGAUUGAAUUCUGUUAGGAGGAUAUGUGAACAGUAUGGCAUUGGGGGAGUACAUGGUCCCGUUAUUGAGUUGCUUGAGUGCGACACAAAGUUUUUCACAGCUGUUGAAGUUACUGCUGGAAGCAGUUUAUUCCAUGUGGUGGUUGAAAAUGAUGAUAUAUCAACUAAAAUCAUUGGGCAUCUCAACGCCCAAAAAGGUGGGCGGGUGACAUUUGUACCAUUGAACAGGGUGCAAGCUCCACAAGUUACAUAUCCACGGAGCUCUGAUGUUGUUCCACUUCUAAAGAAAUUAAAUUUUCUGGAGAAAUAUUCUUCGGCAUUCGGUCAGGUGUUUGCGAAGACAGUAAUUUGCCGGGAUUUGGAUGUAGCAACAAGGGUUGCCCGUGCUGACGGUUUGGACUGCAUCACCUUGGAAGGUGAUCAAGUUAACAAAAAAGGUGGCAUGACGGGGGGUUUUUACGACCCUAACCGUUCAAAACUGAAAUUCAUGAACACCAUUAGACAGAAUAUGAAGUCUAUUAGGAUGAAGGAAGAGGAGCUAAAUAAAACUGACCAGAAAAUAAACGAGAUAGUGGCAGAGCAGCAGAAGAAUGACGCCAAGUUGGCUCAUGAAAAAUCUAUAAUUGAGCAGCUGAGGCAGGACGUAAUGAACUCUGAGAAGCAAAAACAUUCCAUUUCAAAGUCCCUUGCGAAGAAAGAGAAGUUGCUCUCAAGCGUAUUGACUCAAAUAGAUCAGAAUAAAGCUAAUAUUUCUAUGAAACAAGCUGAAAUGGGAACAGAACUUGUUGAUCACUUGACACCGGAAGAGAAGGAGUCUCUAUCUCGGUUGAAUCCCGAAAUCACCAGUCUGAAGGAGCAGCUAAUUACUUGUAGGAGUAACCGCAUGGAGACGGAAACAAGAAAAUCAGAGCUUGAGAUGAAUCUGUCUACAAAUCUGGUUAGGCGGAAAGAAGAGUUGGAGUCAGUCAAGCUAUCUACAGAGACUGAUUUGUUACAAGGGGAAGCUGAGUUGAAAAGACAGGAAUUGAUGGAUGCCAGUUCAUUAGUUGAUCAAUUGACACAAGAGCUCAAGAGAGUAACUGAAAGUAUAAAUGAGAGGAGUAGAAAAUCAGAAGCGAUCAAAGUUGAAAAGGAUAAACUGAAGAGUAAAGAAGAUGAGCACAAAGCUACUGUACAAGAUGUAGCGAAAGAGUUGGAGCUACUACUGAGUAAGAAGAAUAUGUAUCUGGCGAAGCAAGAAGAAUGCACGAAGAAAAUUCGAGAUUUGGGUCCCUUAUCUUCUGAUGCUUUUGAAACGUAUAAGCGGAAGAGCAUAAAAGAAUUGAACAAACUGCUUCACAAGUGUAAUGAACAACUGCAACAGUUCAGUCAUGUGAACAAAAAGGCACUUGAUCAAUAUGUAAAUUUCACUGAGCAAAGAGAAGAGUUACAGAGAAGGCAAGCUGAGUUGGAUGCUGGUGAUGAUAAAAUCAAAGAACUUAUAUCAGUUUUGGAUAUGAGGAAGGAUGAAUCCAUUGAACGUACAUUUAAAGGUGUGGCGAAGCAUUUUCGAGAAGUAUUUUCUGAACUUGUGCAAGGAGGUCAUGGAUAUUUGGUUAUGAUGAAAAAGAAGGAUAACGAUGACGUUGAUAAUGAUCUAGAUGAUGAUGAGCCUCGUCCAGCAGAAACUGAGGGUCGGGUUGAGAAAUACAUUGGUGUGAAAGUUUCUUUCACCGGGCAAGGGGAGACGCAAUCAAUGAGACAACUGUCGGGAGGUCAGAAAACUGUGGUGGCUUUGACAUUAAUCUUCGCCAUACAACGAUGUGAUCCCGCGCCAUUUUAUCUUUUCGAUGAGAUUGAUGCUGCACUUGAUCCCCAGUACCGAACUGCUGUCGGGAACAUGGUUCGUCGUUUAGCGGACAUGGCUGGCACUCAGUUCAUAACUACUACAUUCAGGCCAGAGCUCGUGAAAGUUGCGGACAAGAUCUAUGGCGUGACCCACAAAAACAGAGUCAGCCGUGUUAAUAUUGUUUCCACCGAAGAUGCAUUAGGUUUUAUUGAGCAAGAUCAGACUCAAAAUGAGUGA
This is a messenger RNA of Striga hermonthica, 3585 nucleotides long. NCBI's taxonomy places the organism in Eukaryota, Viridiplantae, Streptophyta, Magnoliopsida, Lamiales, Orobanchaceae. The record is from the annotation of a GenBank genome assembly.